Messenger RNA from Morchella sextelata, 1548 nucleotides. RefSeq lists its product as uncharacterized. NCBI's taxonomy places the organism in Eukaryota, Fungi, Ascomycota, Pezizomycetes, Pezizales, Morchellaceae. The record is from RefSeq and is a predicted model, not a curated record. Gene Ontology annotation, molecular function: acyl-CoA dehydrogenase activity; flavin adenine dinucleotide binding. The transcript has 5 exons. Bases 1 to 1548 code for a protein of 515 amino acids.
AUGGUCACAGCUACUCCCACAACCUUCACCCGCGAUGAGGUCGCAAGUAACAACACCGUCGACUCGCUCUUUAUUAUAAUAGACUCGAAGGUCUACGACCUGACCUCCUUCGCGGACGCCCAUCCCGGUGGUGCACAUGUGCUUCUUCAAGUAGCUGGGAAAGAUGCUACCGCUGAGUUCUUCCAGAUGCAUCGUCAUGAGGUGCUCUUGAAAUAUGAGAAGUUAUGCGUGGGUACUAUUGCUGGGGAAACACCGCAGGUCUUAACCAUGGGGCCGGGAGACUUGUCGCCUGUUCCUUAUUCGGAACCUCAGUGGCUUGUGCCGGAAUUCAGUAGUCCAUACUACAAAGAGAGUCACCGCAAGCUUCGCAAAGCAGCCCGAAUCUUUGUAGAUGAGCAUCUUCGGCCUGAAGCUCUUCGUAUCGAAGAAGCCGGCGAGAGGCCCAGCAAAGAAAUCAUCAGAUUGAUGUGGGAGAAUGGAAUGAAUCCUAUGCGUCUUGGGCCAGGAAAGCACCUUAAAGGCCACACUCUGAUGGGCGGCAUAGUCGCUCCAGAAGAGUUUGAUUACUUUCACGAACUAGUCCUCACCCAGGAGCUCUCGAAAACUCAUGGCCGUGCCUGUAACGACGGUUUCCUCGGCGGUAUGGUUAUCGGUCUUCCGCCUGUUCUUAACUUCUGUAACGACCCUGCUCUCCGCGAGAGAGUUGCUCGGGAAUGUUUUUCGGGCGAGAAAGCUAUUUGUUUAGCUAUCUCUGAAGCUUUCGCUGGCUCGGAUGUGGCUGGUAUCAGAACCACGGCUGUAAAGUCGGAUUGUGGAAAGUUCUAUAUCGUAAAUGGAACCAAGAAAUGGAUUACGAAUGGUGUUUGGGCGGAUUACUUCACCACUGCUGUCAAAACCGAGAAGGGCUAUAGUGUCUUACUCAUCGAAAGAGGUGAGGGCGUCGAAACCGAGCAAAUCAAAACAUCAUAUUCCUCAGCCGCCGGAACUGCAUUCAUCACGUUUGAUAAUGUCCGUGUCCCGGUGAACCACCUGCUAGGGAAGGAACAUCAAGGCUUCCCCGUCAUAAUGUCCAACUUCAACCACGAACGCUGGGUCAUGUGCUGCGCCGUCAUCCGCAGUUGCCGUGUUGUUGUAGAAGAAUGUCUAAAAUGGACAAAUCAACGCACAGUUUUCAACAAACGCCUCAUCGAUCAGGCUGUCAUCCGUAAUAAACUAGCAAAAAUGAUAGCUCUCGUUGAGUCCUCUCAAUCAUGGCUCGAGUCCCUCACUUUCCAAAUGUGUAAUAUGAGCUACGCUCAACAAUCCGUCUCCCUCGCCGGCCCCAUUGCACUACUCAAAACAUUUGCAACAAGAGCAGCACACGAGAUUGCCGACGAGAGUGUACAAAUCUUUGGAGGCAGAGGCAUCACUAAAAGUGGUAUGGGCAGAGUUAUCGAGUCAUUCAAUAGAACCUACAAAUUCGACGCGAUAUUGGGAGGGUCGGAGGAGAUCUUGGGUGAUCUGGCGGUCAGGCAGGCGAUGAGGAAGUUUCCGAAGGCUAUGCUUUGA